Messenger RNA from Helicoverpa zea (corn earworm), 5950 nucleotides. RefSeq names its product SR-related and CTD-associated factor 4 (gene Isha). Gene Ontology annotation, molecular function: RNA binding. The transcript is spliced from 23 exons. Lineage: Eukaryota; Metazoa; Arthropoda; Insecta; Lepidoptera; Noctuidae. Bases 141 to 4562 code for a protein of 1473 amino acids. Gene Ontology annotation, cellular component: nucleus. The record is from RefSeq and is a predicted model, not a curated record.
ACAACGAUCUUCUCUGCACGCCAUUUUGUAAUUUUGAGCAUGUUGACUCUUCUCCUGUAAAAUGAUUUUCUUUUCGUUGUUAAAAUGUAGUGAUGGUGUAGUUUUAUAAAUAUUAAAGUGAAGAAGAGAAAUAAACCAAAAUGGAAAUGCCGGAAGUAAAAUCGUUCAACGCGGAGUUAUCCGCGUUGUACGACAACAAGCCGCCGAUAUCAAAGGCGAAGAUGAGUGCAAUCACCAGAGGUGCUAUCAAGGCCAUAAAGUUUUAUAAACAUGUAGUGCACAGUGUUGAAAAGUUCAUACAAAAGUGCAAGCCAGAGUAUAAAGUGCCUGGUCUUUACGUGAUAGAUUCAAUAGUGAGACAAUCGCGGCAUCAAUUUGGACAAGAUAAGGAUGUGUUCGCGCCGAGGUUUGCUAAGAACAUGCAGCAAACGUUUGCAAACCUCUUUAGAUGUCCUCCUGAAGAUAAGCGCAACAUAAUCCGGGUGCUGAAUUUGUGGCAAAAGAACAAUGUGUUCAGUCCCCAAGUUAUUCAGCCUUUGUUGGAUAUGGCAGACCCCAACCAUCCAUUGCAUCAGGAGAUACAACAACAGCAAAACAAUACUGCUAAUGGGAGCAGUCUGAACAUCAGUCACAAUGCAUCAGACAACAAGAUAUCACCUGUGCCCCCACCACUCCACACCCCACAGUCUUCCACGCCCAUGGGUGAUCAGUUCCAGGAUCAGCCAUCGGGCCCUCCAGCGAAGUUCAACAGGAAGUUGUUGAAUGACUUUGAGUACGAGAGUGAGGACGACGCUCCGCCCGAGCCGCCGCCCUCGCACACACACUCACACACCAGCCAUACCUCACACACUGGACAUAAUGCACAGCAGAACCCGGCUGAUGCUUUAGGAAGUAUAUUAACAAAUCCAGAAAUCAUGAGGCAACUACAUAGUUUGCAGGCGCAAAUCGUCGCCAUGUCAGGCAAUCUGAUGCCUAUGAUGCCUGAUCUACAAAUGCAACAAAAUCAAGGCCUUCCAUUUAUGGGAUCCCAACAAGAGUCCCAGAAACAGAAUGACCCCAAAGAUGACAUGGUGGAGUCUGAUAUAGAGUUUGUGGAAACCGGCCCACAAGUUAUAGAAAUACCUGAUGCUAAUGAUUCUAGUCCGUCACCGAAAUCUCGGAGACACCGUUCAAGGUCAAAGUCGCCGCGACGUCGACGGAGGUCAUCCAGAUCAAGAUCAAGAUCACCCAGGAGAAGGAGGGACAGAGACCGCGAUAGAGAUAGAGAGAGAGAUAAAGACAGAGACAGGGAUAAAGACAGAGAAAAGAAUUACAAAGAGCGAGAAGCUGAAAGAGAAAAACAAAGAGAAAGAGAGAAGAAAGGUCUACCACCUAUAAAGAAAGAAAACUUAAGUGUGUGCAGCACGACGCUGUGGGUGGGGCACCUGUCGAAGCUGGCGACGCCGGAGGAGCUGUCGGACCUGUUCGGCGGCGUGGGCGGCGUCAGCGCCAUCGACGUGGUGGCGCCGCGCGGCUGCGCCUUCGUCGUCAUGGAGCGGCGCCGCGACGCCGCCAAGGCCAUCGCCAAGCUCAACCGCCACAAGCUGCACUCUAAGGAGAUCACUGUGGCAUGGGCACCAGGAAAAGGCGUGAAGGGUCGCGAGUGGAAGGACUACUGGGAGGCGGAGCUGGGCGUGGCGUACCUGCCGUGGGCCGCGCUGCAGGCGCGCUGGGCGCUGGGCGCGCUGUCGCUGGACGCGCUGGAGGACGGCGGCAGCGUCGAUGAAGACACGCUGCCGCCUUGGUUGCCGCCCAGGAUAUUACCGAAGUCGAUGAUGGAGAACAUGUCGAUGCUGGGGCUACCAGGGGCCGGCGCGGCGCUGCCGCUGGGCGCGCUGCCGCCCGCGUCGCUGCCGCCCGCCUCGCUGCCGCCCGCCAUGCCCACACUGCCGCCCGGGGCGACUGCAGGGAUUAAUAUUCCGAGGAUGCCGCCGCCUGGCAUGCAAGCAGGUAUGCCGCCGGGCCUAGCGGGCAGUUUGCCGCCCGGCAUCAGGCCGCCCAACAUCGCCAGCAUGCCGGGCCUGCCCAACAUGCCUGCCGGAGUGCCUGCGUCAGCAUUUGUCUUAGGGCUACAGAGCGAGGCGGGCUUGCCGCCGACCGGUCUGCUGCGCUUCCCGCCCGGCCUGCCGCCGCAGUCGCUCACACAACCUGGUAUGGUGGGUGGUUUCCUGAGCGGUCUGUUAGGCGUAGGCGUGGGUGUAGGCGGGCUGGUGGGAGGCGUUCCCUUACUACAGCAUACGUUGCCGCCACAAGCUACGCCACCUGCUGCGAGAACGGGUGAAACCCAUCAUAGUGACGAUGCCAUGGAUCUUGACACGGAAGACAAUCACGGCGAUGAACCCAGCGCCGAGACCAAUGAUACUACCGCACCGCCACCGGCGCUAUUGCCUGAUCAGAUCCAAGCGCUACUAUCAAUUCCUCCCCCCAACUUCAACUCUUCAGAACCGCCUCCAGGCUUCAACAUCUCAGAACCGCCGCCUUUCAACGCGUCACAACCACCUCCCGACGAGAAACAUGACGACGACAGGAAAGAUAGGGAUAGGGACCGCCGGGGAGGCGACAGGGAUAGGGAUAGGAGAGGGGAGAGGGAUAGGGAGAGAAGAGAGAGGGGAGAAAGAGGAGAUAGGAGAGAGAGGGACCGUGGGAGGGAUAGAGAUCGUGACGGAAGAGAAGACCGCAGAGAUCGCGAUAGAGAUAGGGGACGCGACAGGAGGGAUCGAGACCGCGAUAGAGACAGGGGAGGAGAUAGAGAGCGAUUCUCUUCUAGAGAUAAUAACAGAGAACAAACAAACAGCCGCGAAAAAUCCCCCCGCCCCCCACCAGGGCCAGAAAACCCCGAAAAGAGCUUACAAGAACGACUCUGGGAGAUGGCCAAUGGCAAACCCGCGAGGGAGGACAAGAGGGAUGAGUUCCCCGAGCAGAGGGACCGGGAGGACUCGAGGGACGAACAGAGGAACGAUAGGCCUCCGCUCAUAGACAGAGUACCGGCCCGACAUGAUGGGCCGCCCGCUAAUAUGGAUAAUGCGGAGGGCGCGGGCGGGCCGGGCCGGGCGCCGCGCCUGCCGCCGCCGCACCUGCAGCCGCACUUCCGCGCCGAAUUGAGAAUGAGAGGACCGCCUAGACCCCCGAUGUCAGGACCCUGGAUGGAUGGCCCCGGACCAGGACCGGGCCCCUUCGGCCCCCGCUUUAACGGCAUGGGCCCGCCCUUCAACCGGCCGCCAUUUGAUGGCCCGCGACCUCCCUUCGACGGCGGCCCGCCCAUGUUCGAAGGCGGACCACGAUUUGAGCGACCGCCGUUUGGUCGCAUGCCAUUUGACGCCAUGAACCGCCCGCCCUUCGACGGUCCCCGCCCACCUUUUGAUGGUCCUCGCCCACCUUUUGACGGACCACGACCUCCCUUCGACGGGCCCAGACCCUUUGAUGGUCCACCAUUUGACGGCGACAGACCUCCCUUCGACGGUCCCCCGCGCUUCGACGGACCGCCUGAGUUCUUCGACCGUCCCCGAAGAUUCGAUGAUCGCGAACAGUUCGGAGACCGAGGCUGGAAUGGUGACCGCGACCGCGACCGAGACUGGGGAGACCGCAGACCCGACUGGGACGACCGACGCCGGGAUAGGAGGCAACCUAGAGAUCACGAAGACAAUCGGUUCAACAGACAGGACCGAAAUGAUAGGAGGAGGACCUUCGAUGAUAACCAGCAGAAUAGAGGCAAUGACCACAGACGAGGUGAUGAUAACCAACAAAAUAGAGUUAACGAUGCUCGCCGCGGUGACGACAGCACGCAGAACAGAAACAAUGACACGCGUAAGCCUGAUGACAGAUCCACUGACCGCGAUGAAUCAAGCAAAUCGAAACCUAAAGACGACAGAUCUGACAGAAGUGAAAGGAAUUCAAGGCGGGAGAGAGAUCGAAAAUCUAGAUGGGGAGCCGCUGAAGAGGCAGAGACCGCCGGCAAUGGUGACGAUGACAAGCCUAAGGAAGCCAGCCCGCCUGCGGCCGCGGCUCUAGAAACAAACGAGGCUGGACAAGAAGAACAAGCUGAGCCCAUUGAAGCCAGUGAGAGUAUUCCCUCCGAGGAAGCUCAGCCCAUGAGCCAGGAGUCUCCUCGCGACACCACGCCUAGCACGGAACCUUCCGCAGCUCCAGAACAGUCUGAGGAGACAAGUAGUCAGGAGAACGAUAAAACGGAAUACUCUCCUCCUGAACCGUCUUCUAAUUCCUCUCCCCCGCGGACAGCAGUGUCAGAUGAACCCUCUAACGAUCUAUACGACGCGGAUGAAUCCGUCGACACCAGUUUCUCAGCCCCCGCCCCAGUACAAACUGAGUCGAGCGAGUCACCUCCCUCGCCUAUCGUUGAAAAAGAACCUAUGGAAGUAGAAAGUGAGGAUUCCAAGACUGUCGAUAUGUUCAGCCCAGAAAGAAAACAAAAAGAAAGUAGCCCCGACAGAGAACAAGAGAGCUCUCAGGAGAAUGAAGCCGGAGAGUCGCAGAGCAGCGCAGAGAGCAAGGAAGGUGCCGCUUGACAGCGGCGCAAGUGGAAAGUUGGGUAUUUCCAGUGGAAAUGAUUCGGGUGACGCUCGGCGCCGCGCUGUGCCGCCCGCCGCCGCCACCGCCGAACCGUUAUAACGCCAAAGAUAUUUUUUAUACACGAAACAAAAAAAGUUGAAAUAUACGAGUGCCUUAUUGGUUACCCAAGUGUUUUGUUUUGCUCGCAUCCGGCACGGCAUCCGGCACGGCUCGGCUCGCGUGAAGAGGAACGCGCCUGGGCACUCAAGUCGAGUGACCCGGGCCAGGUACGGUUGCUAAUGAUACUUCGUACGCAAGUCCAGAACAAUUGCACACCACUCACAGUUUGCAACAUGUCCGCGACUACAUUCAUUAAUUCAAUCUUAUUGUCCCUUGAGCAUAUUCACAUUUGCAAUGGUUGUUUGUGUACUCCCUCCGGUAUUAAACGAUGCUACAUGUUGCAACGGUAAACUUGUCUAAAUAUUGAAACAUAUGCACAAUUGUACUCGGCGGGCGUCCUUAUUUUAUUAUUGCAUAAUGUCGAAAUGGAAUCAAUGUAAUACAGUACAUCACUUUAUAUAUUUAUGAAAUGAAAUGUUUUAAUUAAAUAAUAUUUAUAUGAUGCAAAUGAUUGCCAUUUCGACAUAUUAUAUCGCUAGCAAUGUGUGCAAAAUACCUUGGCGGCGGCCGCGUCACCCGAAUCAGCCACGGAUAUACACCGAAGAGUUUCGACGAACGACAAGAACGGAAGAUCACUCCAUGUAUCUAUUGUCUUCACGGAAUCGCGUGUUUUAGCUAUUGUGUUACGUCCACGUUACGACGAUUUUAUUAAGUUCUUUAUUAUUUUUUACUUGACUAAUUUCGAUUACUCGAAUUGUAUGUGUAUACUUUACUUUGGGCAACACUCGUUGCAGUAAUAUUAAUCAAAAUUACCACCAAAACUUGUUAGUACUGUUUCGCACUUUCUAAAACUAUAAAUGAUUUUAAAAUUUGACUUUUGUCUUAGAUAACUUGGUGGUGGUAGGGAAAGGAUUUUAAAGUAACUAUUUAAAUCUAUUUUAUAGAAUAUCGACAUAAACAUGUUUUAUAAAUUUAUAUAGGCACUAUAUCUGUAGUUAAAUUGUUUAUGGAUUUAGGUUUAUAGUAGGCUGGCAAUAAGUAUACUUUACUUUUGAAGGACAUAAGCGCAAAGUGCGCUAUGUGUAACGCUUCAUAGUAUCGAUGUUUAUAUGUAACAUAUUUUUAUAAAAUUAUAAUGUGAGUCUUAUUAUAUCAUUGAGAUUUACCUACUCCAUUACUUUGAACUUUUCAAUAUUAGGUAUUUAGCUGUGUAGAUAAACAUUAUAAUUUCAAUGCAUGCUUCAAUGUUUGUCAUAUUUGCUUGAAUAAAAAUUUAUAAAACUCA